AUGGCGUGUCCACACGCCCAGUCCCAGGACCUUCGUCCUCCGAGACCCAACCAGAGUGUCUACCGUGAAGACUGUACGCAGUGUUUUGAUUCUAUAGACGAUGAAGCUGGCCUUGACGUCUGUCUAAGCUGCUUCAACGGAGGUUGUGCUGGCGACCGCAACCACUCUCUCCUUCACUACUCUCUGACGAGCCACCCUCUGGUGCUGAACAUCAAGCGAACCCAGAAACACGUCCAGCGUGAUGAGCCUCCUCCGAAGCUGACCAAACUUGCAAUCGCUGCCGAAACGGAGGAGGACAAGUACGAUACAACGACCAGAGUCAAAUGCCAUGCGUGUGGUAUUCAAGAUGUGGACCGGUCAUUAGGAAACCUGCCUGCAGUUGUCAACGGGGUCAUGAAAGCCAUGACGUUCGCCAAAUCAGAAGAAGUCAAAGCGUGGGAGCAAGAGUUUACACCCUGCGAACAUACCCUGUGCCUCCAGCAAGAGGCGGGCAGACAGAUUGAGUCACAAAACCUGGGUUCAUGCUCCAGGUGUGAGCUAAAAGAGAACCUCUGGCUCUGCUUAGAGUGUGGAAAUCUAGGCUGCGGCAGAGCGCAAUUCGGUGGCGUCGGCGGCAAUUCUCACGGACUGGCUCACGCGACAGAGAGCGGACACGCUGUCGCUGUCAAGCUUGGUUCCAUCACUCCGGAAGGUAAUGCCGACGUCUACUGCUACCAGUGCAACGAAGAACGGGUGGACACAGAACUGGCCAAACAUCUCGCCCAUUGGGGCAUCAGUAUUGCAGAACGUGAGAAGACCGAAAAGAGUCUAAUGGAGAUGCAAGUUGAGCAGAACUUGAAAUGGGAUUUUUCAAUGACCACAGAAGACGGCAAGGAGCUGUCCCCUCUGUUCGGCCAGGGCUUUACAGGCCUGAAGAACAUCGGGAAUAGCUGCUACCUCAACAGUGCCGUUCAAUGUCUCUUCUCGUUGCCCGAUUUUCAAAUCCGAUACUAUCGCCCUGACGAACCUCCACCGACCACUCAAGUACCAGCGGAAGACCUGGAGACCCAGCUGCGUAAGCUUGCUGAUGGUGUGCUCUCUGGUCGAUAUUCACGGCCAGAGACCAACACGCAUGUCUCGCCGGAUGAUCCAGAAGUGCCCCAUCAGAAAGGUCUUUCACCUGCAAUGUUCAAGCAUCUCAUCGGACGGAACCAUGAAGAGUUCUCGACCAUGAGACAACAAGACGCGUUCGAAUUUCUGCUCCACCUCUUCAAACAUAUCAGCAUAUCCAACAACUCCCAAUCUUCGCAAGACCCAGUGCAAUCUUUUCGCUUCGUCAUGGAGCAGCGCUUGCAGUGCUCGAAUUGUAAGCGCGUCCGGUACCGAACGGAUGAACAGGACAACAUCUCGAUUCCUGUGCCCGUGCGGAGAAGGCAGGCUGUUAACGGCCAAAGCGGUGCAGCAGAUGAGCCAAAAGGGUCCGAGUUUGAACCAAUAUCGCUGAAAGAGUGUCUGGACGUCUUCACUGCGACGACUGCUGUGGAGUUGACCUGUCCUGCUUGCGGGUCCAAGGCUGGAUUCACCAAGACCUCAAAGUUCAAAACCUUCCCGAAGAACUUGGCGAUCAAUCCUCUUCGCUUUGAGAUCAUCAACUGGGUACCGACAAAACUCGAUAUCCCUGUUCAGGUAACGGAUGAGGCGUUCGAUCUGAGUGCCUACAAGUCCUCAGGUCUGCAGCCAACUGAGGAGGAGCUGCCAGAAGACGCAGACGUUGGUGGCUCUAGUUCGUCGGCUGCAGCCUUUACCCCCAACGCAGAAGCUCUCGGCCAACUUGAAUCUAUGGGCUUCCCUCGAAACCGAUGCGAAAAGGCGCUCCAUGCGACUGGCAAUGCCGAUGCAGAGGCUGCUAUGAAUUGGCUCUUCUCGCAUAUGGACGACCCAGACAUCGAUCAGCCUCUGGAUCUCGGUGGCGGGGCGGGCGGUGGCUCAGCAGAUGAUGCUGACAAGAUUGCGCAGCUUGGGGAUAUGGGUAUCGGUGCACCGCAGGCACGAAAAGCAUUGCGAGAGUGCAAUGGCGACGUCAACCGAGCUCUAGAUUGGGUGUUUAGCCAUCCCGAUGAUCAAGGCGAUUUUGGUGAAGACGCACCAACUGCUGCGAAGGAAUCUAAGACGCUUCCCGGAAGCGAACAACUCCCUGCGAAGUUCGAACUUCAGAGCAUUGUAUGCCACAAAGGGUCAAGCAUCCACGCCGGACAUUAUGUGGCGUUCAUUCGACGAGCCAUUCCCGGAACGGACAAAGACAAGCACUGGGUGCUGUUUAAUGAUGAGAAAGUGGUCAAGGCGGUGGACGUGGAUGAGAUGAAGAAGUUUGCAUACAUUUACUUCUUCCGCAUGGUGGAGGACUGA
Molecule: messenger RNA, 2385 nt
Organism: Cladophialophora yegresii CBS 114405
Lineage: Eukaryota; Fungi; Ascomycota; Eurotiomycetes; Chaetothyriales; Herpotrichiellaceae
Product: ubiquitin thiolesterase
Exons: 1
Coding region: 1-2385 (794 amino acids)
Biological process (GO): protein deubiquitination
Molecular function (GO): zinc ion binding; cysteine-type deubiquitinase activity; protein binding
Source: RefSeq, a predicted model, not a curated record